CCGGGUAGUUGGUCAUCCUCAGGGGGAAACAUUUGCCGCAACUCGUUUGUCUGCUUCUUUCCAGUCCCGCAUUAUCUCCUUCCGGUUGUAAGCCAGCAACAUGGGUCGCGUCAGGACGAAGACUGUGAAGAAAGCCGCUAGGGUCAUCAUCGAGAAGUAUUACACAAGGUUGACUCUUGAUUUUGACACCAACAAGAGAAUAUGCGAGGAGAUCGCAAUCAUCCCCAGCAAGCCUCUGCGCAACAAGAUUGCUGGCUUUGUCACACAUCUGAUGAAGAGGCUGCGACACAGCCAGGUUCGCGGUAUCUCCAUCAAGCUCCAGGAAGAGGAGAGAGAGAGGCGUGAUAACUACGUUCCAGAGGUGUCUGCUCUUGAGCAUGAUAUCAUUGAAGUUGAUCCUGAGACCAAAGAGAUGUUGAAGGUUUUGGAAUUCAACAACAUCAGCGGUCUCCAGCUCACACAGCCUGCUGCCCAGCCUUACGGACGACGUACCUAAAUUUGUUGUAUUUCAUUUCUAUGAUUAAAGUGGUUGGAUGAGACCCAUA
This is a messenger RNA of Thrips palmi, 545 nucleotides long. It is a transcript of the gene RpS17, whose product is annotated as 40S ribosomal protein S17. The coding region runs from base 101 to 496 and encodes 131 amino acids. The transcript has 4 exons. Gene Ontology annotation, cellular component: ribosome. Gene Ontology annotation, biological process: translation. Lineage: Eukaryota; Metazoa; Arthropoda; Insecta; Thysanoptera; Thripidae. The record is from RefSeq and is a predicted model, not a curated record. Gene Ontology annotation, molecular function: structural constituent of ribosome.